ACCGUUAAACAUUAGUUUAAAAUUACAUAAGCACGUAUUCGUGACAUUUAAAAUAUAAAUGUUGUGUCUUAAAAUAUUAACUAUUAUCAUAUGUCCACAAUAAUAUGUCCAUAAAAUGAAUGUUUAUGCAAACAUUAGGCCUAUUGACAGUAUCACAAUACGAUAAGCUAAUUCAAAAUGAGGUUCUUUUACAUAUUCAAUCACUUAUUUCUAAAGAAAGCUAUAAGAUAUUUGUUUGUCUGUCGAAGUCCCAUUCCUCGGUCAAGUUCAGUGCAUUGUACUCCUCCGGACACGAUGGACAGUUCUUAUUGGUAGGUGAGAUCCGUUACAUCACCAAGCUUAUGACGCGCCGUCUUCCUGUUUCCUUCAGCUGUGUCUUAAAGUGAAUCUUGUUGGUGGAGGAGAGCUCGAGCAUCAAAGCUCUGCUUUGCGUGCGCCUCCGCAAGCUGCUAUGACAUAAUCACCACGGUCUUUCAGUCUCGAGAGGAGAGGAUAGAGGAGAGCGGAGCAAAAGCUCUUUUAUAUAUAUUUUUUUAUAUUCUACGGUCGAGCUCAUCACUCACUUUACUCCUGCUCUUCCUUCCCUGAGAAAUUAUAAUAUUCAACGUUUCACUGGGAAGACUCCGUAGUCCGUAUUCUUUUUCAGCAGUAAAAAAGAGCUUGCCUUUCCCUUCAUCUGCGGGUGUCAUUCAGCAGUGGUCCUAGAGGAGUGGCUUUGUGGGAUAUGGCCCAAUAGCAGCAGCCCGUGAUGCCGGACCAUUACAGUGACUCCCUCCUGAGCAGACAGACCAAGAGAAGACGAGUGGACAUUGGCGUGAAGAGGACUGUGGGCAGCAACGCCGCCAACGCAGCAGCCACAACCAGCGCCGACAUCGCCCGUGCCAAAGCAGCCAUCUUCGGUGCUAUGAACUCUCUCAACUCCUACCACCAUGGCUCCGAUGCAGACUCCAUGGACUGCUCCAUGGUGCAGCCGCACGGCCACGCCGGGGUCGUCACAGCAACCGACAGCGAGUCCAAGUCCAACGUGCUCCGGAAGCUCCUGAAGAGAGCCAACUCGUAUGAAGACGCCAUGAUGCCCUUCCCGAGUGCCACUAUCAUCUCCCAGCUCCUCAAGAGUAACAUGGCCAAGAACGGAGGAGGAGAGAGAGGGGAGAGGGGGGAGAGAGGAGAGAGAGGGGAUGGGGAGUUCCCCAGGUCGGGCCUCUCCAGUGGGGGUUCCGAAGCUCCCCAGGAGGACGCAUGCAGUAAUUCGUCCCAGGACAGCCCCCAGGAGUGCCUGUUCCCCUUUGGCCGUCCCCCGGCUCUGGGCGCCUUCGACCUGGAGCGCCUCAACGACGAGCACCUCCGGGCCAAGCGCGCCCGCGUGGAGAACAUAAUCCGGGGCAUGAGCCACUCGCCCAGCGUGGUGGUGCCCACACGCCACCUCGGAGAGCGGGACCACGAACUGGAACAACGUGAACGGGAGAGGGAGCGAGAGAUGGACGCUGACAGGGACAGAGAGAUGGAGAUGGACUGCCCCCCACAGCCGCCCAGCCCCAGGGGAGAAUUGUGCAGCCGGGAGAACAAAAGGAAGCAGCGCCUUCCCCAGCAGCAGCAGCAGAGCUUCACCCAGCUGGUGUGCCAGCGUAAAGAGCAGAAGCAGGAGGAGCGCAAGCAGCUGAAGCUGCAGCUGGAGGACAUGCAGAAGCAGCUGCGCCAGCUGCAGGAGAAGUUCUUCCAGAUCUACGACUCCACAGACGACUCAGAGCACGACCUGGCCCAUGACCUGGGCAACAUGUCUGAGGACAGCGCCGGGAGGUCUGAUGCUGGGGGAGAUGAUCGGACACACCGUUCCGACAAUGAGAUGUCAGACCAGGAUCCGGGACACUUCCUGGACCGGGCAAGGGCGUUGCUCCAGGAGCAGGCCCUGCUGGCUGAGGGGGAUAAGCUCAGGAGAGAGGUGCUUGUCCGGGGGAAAGGUCCUGGUCAGGGCCCCUCCUCCUCCAUGCAUCAUGCAGAGGGCAAGCUGCUGGCUGAGACGCUGAAACAGGAGCUCAACUCGGCAAUGAACCAGGUGGUGGAAACAGUGGUCAAGGUGUUUACCAAGCCCCCGCACCCCACACCCCCCCAGGUCUUCCCGCCCCUCCCCAUGCCCCCAGAGAGGUUUGGUGUCAACGGCAAGGGCUCCAACCUCCACACAGCCAACCAGCGCCUGCAGUGCUUUGGCGACGUCAUCGUUCCCAAUCCCCUGGACUCAUUCGGCGGCAUACCUGUGCCCGGCGCCAAUGACCAGACGGAGGCGCUGCCCCUGGUGGUGAGGAAGACCCAAACGGAGCACCAUCACCAGUCCUCAGCCGUGGGCGCCCACGGGGGCCAUCACCACCCCUCCCUACACCCCUCCUCCCUCUCUGCCUCCAUGGGCUUCAGCCCCCCUUCUUUCCGCCACCCCUUUCCCCUGCCUCUCAUGGGCUACCCCUUCCAGAGACCUCUGGGCCCACCCUCCGGGGGUUACCCAGGGAAGGACCGCUCCUCCCCAGACUCCAUUGACCUGUCCAUGGAGACCACCAGCCUGCGGACCAAAAUGUCAUCAGGGCACCACAUGGGGCACCACCACCGGUCGCUCUCUCCGACCCACCCCAGGAGCACCGCAGAGGGGCUCUCCCUGUCCCUCAUCAAGUCAGAGUGUGGAGACAUGAGCGACAUGAACGACAUCUCACCAUACUCAGGCAGCACCAUUCAGGAGGGUCUCUCCCCCAACCACCUGAAGAAGGCGAAGCUCAUGUUCUUCUACGCUCGUUACCCCAGCUCCAACAUGCUCAAGAUGUUCUUCUCCGACGUCAAGUUUAACCGCUGCAUCACGUCCCAGCUCAUCAAGUGGUUCAGUAACUUCCGGGAGUUCUACUACAUUCAAAUGGAGAAGUUUGCCCGGCAGGCUAUCAACGACGGUGUCACCGGGGUGGAGGAGAUGAGCGUCAGCCGCGACUGCGAGCUCUACCGAGCCCUCAACAUGCACUACAACAAGGCCAAUGACUUUGAGGUUCCAGAGCUGUUCCUGGAGGUGGCUAUGAUCACGCUGCGUGAGUUCUUCAAUGCCAUUGUGGCGGGCAAAGACGUGGACCCAUCCUGGAAGAAGGCCAUCUACAAGGUGAUCUGCAAGCUGGACAGCGAGGUGCCCGAGGUCUUUAAGUCGCCCAACUGUCUCCAGGAGCUCCUACACGAGUAACCAAUUACGACCUGCCUCCGCCCCCUGCCCCGACGCUUUGUACUUUUUAUUUUAUUUUGAUAGGAUUUUAUUUUUUAUUUUAUUGAUUUCUUUCUCAGAUUUUCCUGCUUUUUUAAUGUAUGAAGUAUGAAGUUGCAUUCCUCCCGAUCUGAAGCCUACUGGGCUGUUGAAAUGAUCUAGCUAUUGUGUUGUUGUUAUUAUUAUUAUUAUUAUUAUUAUUAUUAUUAUUAUUAUUAUUAUCAUGACUAUGAUUAUUAUUUGUUUUUUAAAUGAUUCUGCUGAUCUGAAGAGAGACUUUGAUCCUAUUGGGCAGGGGUGUCAAACUGAUUUGAUGGAGGUCCUAGUGUCUGCAGGUUUUUGUUUUUUCCUUUCAUUUCAGCCCUA
Molecule: messenger RNA, 3586 nt
Organism: Coregonus clupeaformis (lake whitefish)
Lineage: Eukaryota; Metazoa; Chordata; Actinopteri; Salmoniformes; Salmonidae
Product: prospero homeobox protein 1-like
Exons: 5
Coding region: 749-3202 (817 amino acids)
Biological process (GO): regulation of transcription by RNA polymerase II
Cellular component (GO): nucleus
Molecular function (GO): RNA polymerase II cis-regulatory region sequence-specific DNA binding; DNA-binding transcription factor activity, RNA polymerase II-specific
Source: RefSeq, a predicted model, not a curated record